AUGCUGCACGACUACUUUGCUUUCAACGCGACUAGUACGAGCAAACAGGCUGCAUCCUCUCAUAACGCAGUCAAAACAAGGCAAGACCCUAAUAUGCUGCCGCCGGUACUGAUCGGCACAGCCCUGAUUGAGGUUAAGUCAAAGUCCGGACACAAGGUCGUUUUACGAGCUUUACUGGACAGCGGGGCAGAAGCAACGUUCAUCAGCGAAUCCGCAGUCAACUUGUUACACUUGGUGAAGUCUAAUGUAAAGAUACCUAUUAAUGGUGCUAACGGUGAUAGAGUGGCUACAGCAAAGGGGCUAGUAACGUUUAAUCUACGUUCAUUGAAAUCCGACUUCGAGCUUGCAUGCAUCGCUCUAGUGCUGCCUCGAGUUGGAAACCGAACCCCGACGGUAGCUAUUGCACCGAACGAUGUUCAACACUUUAGUGAGUUAGACCUUGCUGAUCCCACCUGGAACGUACCGCAACCGAUUGAUGUCAUCUUAAAUGCUGCCGAUUAUGCUGCUCUUCUGUUAAGCGGAAUACAGCGUAGCAAAACUAGUCUUUUGAUUGGCCAAAGUACACGGUUGGGUUGGGUAAUUUUCGGCAGUUCUGCUAAUCAAUCUUUCGUAACGACACGGGAUGUGAUCGACUGCUAUCAAACUCAACUCGAUCUCGACCAAACGCUUCGCAGCUUCUGGGAGUUGGAAGAGCUUAAUUCAACGCCCGCACUAACGCAAGAUGAUCGAUUCGUCGAGAAUUACUUCAACCGCACUACGCGGCGAGCUGCAGACGGUCGUUAUAUUGUGCGGCUACCAGUCAAACCGGAUUCUGAUCUAACGCAAUUAGCCUCUACGCACCAUGAUGCGAUUGUUCUCCUCGAUCAUCUUCGUCGACGUUUAUCUCGAGAUCCGGUCAUGCGAGAUAUGUACGAAGAAUUUAUCAACGAGUAG
Molecule: messenger RNA, 933 nt
Organism: Rhagoletis zephyria (snowberry fruit fly)
Lineage: Eukaryota; Metazoa; Arthropoda; Insecta; Diptera; Tephritidae
Biological process (GO): proteolysis
Molecular function (GO): aspartic-type endopeptidase activity
Source: RefSeq, a predicted model, not a curated record